AUGAAUAUCACACAUAUUUUAUCUCUUAUCUUUUUAAUCAACCUUAUUAUACUUGGUAUUGUACAAGGUCAAGUACCUGAUAAAAUUGAGUAUGCAUCAUGUCAACUCCAAUCAAUCGGUACAAACAAAAUUAAUGGUUAUGUUUUAUUCUCAGACUAUUCUGGAACUUCUACAAAGCUAUACAAUGUUUAUUUGGUUGCAUCUGGAUUGGAUGCUCAGGCCACUAGUGUAUUUGCUACCGUUAGACAGUAUGGUGAUCUACAAAACACUGCGAAUCCAGUUUUCGGUUUUGACGGUAAAAAUCCAUACGAUUGUGCCACCGCACCAGGUUGUAUUGGUUCUGCUGAUGUUAAAGCCUCUGAAAUCGAUUGGACUGCCGACUUUACCAAUGGUCUCUUCAAUUUGAGCCCAGGUUUAAAGUCAAUCAUUGGAAGAACCUUCGCUAUUUCCACUUCGGAAUCCGAUCCUAAAGACAUUAUUGCUCAAUGUGUUUUGGGAAUUGGUAAUCCAAAAUUCAUUCCAGCUGACUCCCCUUUGAUUGCGGUAAAGGAUGCCACUAACCAAGCUGCCAUCAGUGACAUCGAAGGAAAUGCUAUUGAGAAUGGUGCAGUCUGUUACCUCCAACCAACCAAAGACUUCCCAACUGUUAAUGGAAGUAUUCUCAUCACUGAAGUCAAGAGUGCCAAAGAAGGAUCGAAAAGAGGAAAUGGAAUCAAUAUCAUUGCAUGGGUAAAUGGAGCACCAAAUACUAAACCAGCUCUAGGAAUUUCAAUCAACCAAUUCGGUGAUGCAAUGACCGACGACGGAAGUUCUUGUGGUGAUAUUUGGGGACUUGCCAACCAAACUCACGGUCUUGCCUCUAAUAACACUCGUCUCUACGGUGACAUUGGAAAUAUCUGUAUGUACUACAACGAUGUCGCAACUUACAAUUGGACAACACCAUACAUCGGUUACUUUGACACUAUUCCAAAUCUUCUUGGUCGUUCGAUCGUCGUCAGAUCACAACUAUACACUGCCAAUCCAACCUACUCUGGAUCCAUCAUGGCAACUUGUAUCAUUGGAUUGAGAGAAGGUACAGCCAUUCCUUCAACCAACUUACAAGUAAACAUUUACAAUGCUCCACCAACUUGCUUACCAACUCCAGAUACCAAUACAACAUCAAGUGGUGACAACAACUCUACCUCUAGUCAUGACUCAGGAUCAUUCUCAUCAAUCACAACUCCAAUAAUCAAGAUAACUGUUAUUCUUUCGGUUUUAUCUAUUAUUUUAUUCUAA
Molecule: messenger RNA, 1275 nt
Organism: Heterostelium album PN500
Lineage: Eukaryota; Evosea; Eumycetozoa; Acytosteliales; Acytosteliaceae
Exons: 2
Coding region: 1-1275 (424 amino acids)
Biological process (GO): removal of superoxide radicals
Molecular function (GO): superoxide dismutase activity; copper ion binding
Source: RefSeq, a predicted model, not a curated record